AGCUGUACCACGCGCACGCACCGAUACGGCUGUAGCUUCUUUAGCACCUGUAUACCGCGGCAAUCGUAUACACGGAGGUGGACCUACUCGACCGGUGUCUCUUUGGAGUAGUAUACAGUGUACCGUUUGGCGAAGGAGUGGUUUGCCGGGCUAGUUGCAUCGACUGGAGGAGGAGAUAUCACGACGAGAGCACCGGGACUGAGAAGCCGCAGCAACAGAUAUCAAGAUGAGCCCGAAGGUCCUGGCAAUGAGAGUCCUGUGCCUCUGGCUGUUGAGCCUCGUGGGUGGCACGCCGUUGGACGACUCGGCGUCGUUGAAGGAGGCAGAGUCACCUGCAUCGCCGGUGGCCCCAAACUCGCUGAUGCCGUCGGCCGGGUCGCAGCACAAGCAGUACUACUACGCGCCCGAGGAAAAGCGGGCCUUUACCUAUCGCUCGGAGGGUAAGAGGCUGCCGGUGUUCUCGUUCGGCCUCGGCAAGCGGGGAGAGGAGGAGGCCUUCCGGGCGGACGACUACCUCAGGGAGGACGCGGGACUCGUGGGAGAUAAGCGAGGCCAGCCCUUCUCGUUCGGGCUGGGCAAGCGCGCCAAGCCGUACACCUUCGGACUGGGCAAGCGUAGCAGCUACGACGAGGCGACGCGCUUCUCGCCAAAGUACCAAAACCUCAUGUCCAACGUGUACACCCAGAAGCUCCUGGAAAAUUAUCUGGAAUCCAAGCGCGCGAGCGCCGGUGGCUUCAACUUUGGCCUGGGCAAACGAGAUGUGGACUACGACAUGCCGGACAGGCUAACGGUGAAGCACUCGAGGGACAACCGGUACGGGUUCGGUCUCGGCAAGAGGGACGGCAUGAACCCGGAGGAGUACUACGACGAGGACGACGCCUCCGUCAACUCGGCGCAGUUCGUCUAAGGGACCGCACCAUCCGAUGCACGAAAGAGUUACCGCGAAACAUUGUACAACUUGUUUCUUUGCUCCGCCAAACAAAGUGCGUGUUUUAUUUGCAUCAAGGCACACGACGAGCAGUCGUAUAUCUAUAUACAUGUGUUUGUUCAUUCGUGAACAUUAACUCAUGGCCUACGUUUUUUUUAAAUAUGCACGGAAAUUAAAAUCUCACGUACACAGACACACGCACUUUGGUUGGCAGUUUAUCUCGGAUCGUUUGGACGCGCGAGCGAAAGUUUUUUUUUUUUUUUUUUUUCGUUUCAACAUUAAGUAUACGCGAGAUGCGCAUUGUUUGUAUAGUCCCUAAGAAUUUUAAACAUAUUUAUCUAUCAUAUAUUGUACGUUAUGAAAAAAAAAGAAAAAAGAAAAAAGAAAAAUAACGAAAUCUAGUCUUGGUGUCCUCCGACUGUAUCGACUCGUGUGUACUAUUAAAUACAUAUACAUAUAUAUAUGCUACUGCUACCUAUAUAUAUACGUGAUGUUCAAUCUUGUGCACAAAUCGUGCAAUUUUGCGUUCCUUGAUUGUUUGUUUGUAUACCCCGUGGUUUGCGCGAGGCAAAAGAAGCUGUGCGUUAUUAAUCAUCCCUCUCUUGAAUUCGCCAACUAUGUACUGCACACACACUUGUCAAUUUACCGACUAUAUUUGUACGAGCACAAAAGUAAAGACGACGAAUAUAGUAAGAUAGAGAAAGAUUACAGGAGAUAAAAAAGAAAAAAAAAAGAAAAAAAAAAAGAAAAAAAAAUGUUGGCUCGACGAGGCUAAGGAAAGACUGAGCUGUAGAGAAAUGAAAGAGUGAAUGCUGCAGUGUAUACACGAGGGCGAUGAGUCGCUGGUUGUAAGAGAAAAAAAAACUACGUUGCGCGUGGAUUAUAUAUAUACAUACAUCUCUGCUCUGUGUGUUUUACAAUCCAUAUAACUACUGUACGAUUCACGCGAUAUGUAUACAUGUGUAUGCCCUGCGAGACGCCACGAGCUCUGUAAUACGAAGGAAAAUAAAUUAAUCUCGAGUCAAAGUGUAUACCGUACAAACGUCUCUGUGAAAGCAAACAAAUAAAAGAAAAAAACAAUUGUGA
Copidosoma floridanum is the source of this 2014-nucleotide messenger RNA. RefSeq names its product allatostatin A (gene Apime-ASTA). The record is from RefSeq and is a predicted model, not a curated record. NCBI's taxonomy places the organism in Eukaryota, Metazoa, Arthropoda, Insecta, Hymenoptera, Encyrtidae.